AUGGCUUCUUCUAUUACUCUAAUCAAAAUGCCAGAAGUGGUGCUGAAUAAGAUUAUGAACGAAUCUGAUUUAAAAUCAAUAUUGAUCUUACGAAAAGUAUGUCACAGUUUGCGUACAUUCGUAGACACACACGAUUCUGGUCCAAACCUGAUUGACCUGAAUAUCUACAUCAAACCAAAUGAAAUUGAAGCAUGGUACUAUACACGUAAUGGGUUACACGUCGUUCACUAUCGAGGGAGAAAUCAAGAGAACAACUGUGUGUUUCUUCAUGAGAAUAAAGAAAAAGUUCUGCGAGAUAUGAAUUUCGUCGACGCAUUUCUUCUUGACUUGGAGAUCUUUAUUUCCCUACAAAACUCCGUAAUGAGACAAUUUCGUGUGACACGUGGCAACGCUGAUCCCUUUCAAACGGUGAAAGAUGUGAACUUGUCAUUAUUCAACAGGAUUCUGAAAGCCUUGGAAAAUGUUCUGAAGAAGAGGCCCCGCCCACUACAGACAAAUGAGAUUCAUCUGGCGGUGGAAGAUCAAGAACAAGUCUUAUCGAUUCUGAAGUCUAUUGAUGCAAAGGUUCUAAAGAAUUUAUCGAUUUACUCUAAUUUGAAAGAAGAGGAAGAACUAGAAAUUAAUGAGAUAAUACAAAUGGAUCACUGGAAACAAGCUAAAUUUUUAAUGGUAGAAGAUUUCAUAUUGGAUGUUCCCGUAGAAUGUUUAAUUCAAUUUUCAUUCGUUCGAGCAGUCCUCAAAACGAUUUCUACAAAAGAUCUAAUGGUUUCAAAGGAGAACAUUCUCCAGUCUUCCAUAUUCAAGGAGUUUUCUUUGACGUACACCCAAUUAGAAGAUGAAUCAGAAAUCUCAUCCGUUCUCGGAGAACCAAUAAUAACCACUGACAUAUUCGGGCGUCAGGACUUCAAAUGGAUCAUCGACAGUCCAGUGAACUGUCAGAAAGUAGAAAUUACUCAUUUCCAAACCCAUCGGCAAUUCAAAAUCACGAAUAUCGAGUCAUUGGAAGACAAAGUGAAAAGAAUGGCUCAGGAGAGGUCAUGA
Molecule: messenger RNA, 1041 nt
Organism: Caenorhabditis remanei
Lineage: Eukaryota; Metazoa; Nematoda; Chromadorea; Rhabditida; Rhabditidae
Exons: 3
Coding region: 1-1041 (346 amino acids)
Molecular function (GO): protein binding
Source: RefSeq, a predicted model, not a curated record